AUGGGGCGGCUGAUUUUGUUCCUUAUCGUCCUUGUGCUGGUGGCAAUAUCCCUUCCCGCCGUGGCAGCCGAUUUCGUUACCAUUACGGACGACGUGACGGAUGAAGUCGUUCUGCUUACACCGAAGAAGAUGCACUCCAGAGUUGCAGUUCAGACUAUUCCUGGAUUUUGGCCGCAUGGUGGCCAUCGCGACGAAGAUGCCUCGUUCUUUGAUGAGGAGGACACUGCAUAUGAGCAAUGGCUCAUUGAUAAAAAACACAAACAACAACAAAAACAACAGCAGAGGCAGGAGGCGGAGGGAGAGAGAAGGCAGGGGAGUGCUGCCGGCAGGUCGCGGCGAAGCUCUCUUGGGGACUUCUCUCAGGCCUCCAUAAAGGCUCGCGCGGACGCAAGGCGCAAGCGUCUCAGGGAGCUGAACAACUACACUAAUUUGAAACCAAUGUGGGAUAUCAUCUACUCAGAUGCAGAUCAUGUACGAGAGCUAUUAACUGAAUCUUUCUUGUUCUCUCCCAACGUGACGACGGAGAGGACUUCGGAGGGGCAGUACCUUAGCCUCUUGAGGGAUGCCUUUAGCCACACAGUGCGCAAUAUGACAACAGAGAAGGGCCGCACGUGGGUCACGGAAUUCAUCUUUGCCCUGCCAUAUCCGAUGUUGCUUGAAGGUGAGGCAGUGGAGCGUCUGGAACGUGAGAUGCGAAGCAUUCAGGAGGACUUGCGCCGUGUAGAGGUAGUGUGGCGCUCGCGGAAUGUAACAAUGGGUGCGAACGAGAAUAACAACGACACUGACACUCUCAGCAGGAAUAAGGGCCCAAGCACCAACACCACUGCGACAGAGAUUCGGGAGGCUCUUCGUGAGGCGGAGAUGGUGCUCAGCAGCAGUCGUCGGGCUCAUCAGAUGGUUCUCGCGCUUGCGGCACCCAUGUUGCCGCACAUUCGCGAUAAAAUUGCCGUUAGGCUGCAGGAGGUAGAGGCCAAGAUAGUCUCCAACGAUGAAUCCACUGCAGUCUUGCGUCAAGAGUUGAAAACAUUGACAAAGGCCAAGAAGAGCCUCAAGACCACAAAGGAGCAGAUUGCAAAGGUUGACCGUCAAUUACGUAAGGCUGUGUAUAGCAACACUUUGCUGCCAAAGGACGCGUUCAUCACGGCCCUUGCCCUCAUUGCGCGAGUGCGCCUAGGACGGUACACUGGCUUGGAAGGAGUUGAUUCAAUACAGGAAGGGGAAUUAUCGGCAGCACUUACCGGUGCCUUGGGGACGGAGCUGAAGCACGUGCUCUGUUACCCGCUUGGGAUGGGUAUUCUGGUGGCGGCCGCUGUUAGUUGGGUGCUGUUGGCGGCACGUGAGUACUGGCUGAAGCGUGUGCGGCGCUCUGUGACUCAGCGAGGUGAUACCUCAGGUGAAAGCAGCCCUCACCGCCAGGGCGGUUCUUUUGUACGUCUUGGUCUCCGUCUCAAUCUACUGAUGGAGGCUGUCAUGCCGCUGUUCAUUCCUGCUGUAAUCUUGUUCCGCACCUUUGACAGUACAAGCAGGGAGGCUUCGGCGUAUUCCAUAUUAUUAUUUGCUCAACCCUCACAGCGUUUCGCAUUGGUGGGAGUCGUGCUGGCGCUCCUCCUCGUAAGCGUCAGUAUCUCUUCAUUAUUGAGCAGACUGUUCUUUUACUCAUCGAAGCAGCAACUACAGCGGAAGAAGAGGUCUUGA
Trypanosoma grayi is the source of this 1695-nucleotide messenger RNA. RefSeq names its product putative 3-transmembrane protein A13. NCBI's taxonomy places the organism in Eukaryota, Euglenozoa, Kinetoplastea, Trypanosomatida, Trypanosomatidae. The coding region runs from base 1 to 1695 and encodes 564 amino acids. The transcript has a single exon. The record is from RefSeq and is a predicted model, not a curated record.